Messenger RNA from Macrobrachium nipponense, 642 nucleotides. RefSeq names its product collagen alpha-1(I) chain-like. The coding region runs from base 1 to 642 and encodes 213 amino acids. The record is from RefSeq and is a predicted model, not a curated record. NCBI's taxonomy places the organism in Eukaryota, Metazoa, Arthropoda, Malacostraca, Decapoda, Palaemonidae. The transcript has a single exon.
AUGACGGGACAGGCGGAUGAAGCUCGCCAUGUGUCCUGGGACGGGCGGGCAGGGCCUGCCACGCGUCCUAGGGCGGGUGGAAGGGGCCCGCCACGCAUCCCGGGAUGGGCAGGCGGGGCCUGCCACAUGUCCUGGGACAUGUGGUUGGGGCUCGCCACGCUUCCCGGGACGGGCGGGCGGGUCCCAGCUCACAUCCUGGGACGGGCGGGCGAGGACCGCCACGCAUCCCGAGACGGGCGGGUGGGGCCAGCCACGCGUCCCGGGACGGGCGGGUGGGGCCCGCCACUCGUCCAGGGAGGGGAGGGCGGGGUCUGCCACAUGUCCAGGGACGGGCGGGCGAGGCCACCCUCUUGUCCCGGGACGGGCAGGCGAGGCUCACCACUUGUCCUGGGACGGGCGGGCAAGGUCCGCCACAUGAUGGGCGGUGGUGGUGCCCACCAUGCGUCCAGGGACGGGUGUGCGGGGCACACUAUGCGUCCCAUGACGGGGGGGCAUGGCCCACCACGUGUACCGGUACGGGCGGGCGGCGGGGCGCAGCUUUCCAGACGCUUUCCCAGGACGGGCAGUGGCGGGGCCCCCCCCCCACCACGCGCUCCCGGGCUAGGUGGGCGGGGCCCGCCUCGCGUCCCGGGAUUUAUUUGA